This is a messenger RNA of Naegleria fowleri, 1110 nucleotides long. RefSeq lists its product as uncharacterized. The record is from RefSeq and is a predicted model, not a curated record. The transcript is spliced from 2 exons. Lineage: Eukaryota; Heterolobosea; Eutetramitea; Acrasida; Naegleriidae. Bases 1 to 1110 code for a protein of 369 amino acids. Gene Ontology annotation, biological process: multicellular organism development.
AUGGAACCUCAGCCAUCAUCAUCCAGUGUUGUUACAAUGGUACCAGCAUCAUCAUCAUUGAUCGGAGGAGAUGACCAAAUGCCACUUUCAUCCUCUUCUUCUUCCAACUCACCUUCUUCAUUGGCCUUGCCAUCAUCAUCACCACCACCUCCAUCUAAUUCUUCGCUGAUACAACCGCCUAUGAGUUCUUCUCAGUCAGGAACCAUCCCAUCAUCAUUAUCUAAUAAUCAGCAACAACCAUCAUCCUUUUUAAAUAAUAAUACAGCCAUGAAUCGGCCAGAAGAAGCCUCCUCAACAAUGCCAAAUAUUUCAUCUCAAGACUUUGCGGCGUCAUCAUCCAUGGCUAAUCACAACACUUCCAAUGGGCAACGUGAAUCAGCCCAUCCUACAGCAACCUCUCCCAUUGGGGUUCCAUCGUCGUCAUCAGCAACCCAAAACAAACCUCUGAAUGACUUUGAAAACAUCUAUGCUUGUUUUAAAAAGAGAAAUAGAGAACAAUAUGAACAAAAUUCUAAUUUGUCGGCCACCUCAUCAUCAACCACCGAAUCCUAUGUCAAGGAUUUGGAAGAUAAGGUUGAUUUCAUGGCACAAUUAAUUACCAUUCAAUCGGCCAAGAUGAGAAAAAUGGAAGUAAGAUUGAGAAAAUUGGAAUCCUUGUUACCUCAAACUGGUGACGAAUUUGUGAAUUCAAGCAAUUUACAUCGUAUUCCAAUGAUGACAUCGUCGUCUCAUGGAGGUGCCAAUAUAGAUGAAAUUUCUACCAUCAGCGACGAUUUGCCAACAUUUGCAGCAACACCAAAGAAGGAAAAAGGAAACAGACAGCCCAAUGCCUAUAAUAUUUUCAUGAAAAGUGAAAUUCAACGUAUUAGAACAACACACACUGAAUUGACACAAAAACAAGCUUUCAAAUUGGCUGCCAACAAUUGGUCACUGAAAAAGGCCGAAAUUAUGGCAGCUCAGAAGAAAGGAAUUGAUCCAAUGACUUUAGUGACAGGAGGCUCCUCGACUGAUCUUAAAGCAGGAUCGAGCGCGGUGAAUACUCCAAGCGACACCACCAUUCCUGAUAACCUCUCAUCAGGAACUCCUGCCAUUCUUGAGAAUGAAAAAUAA